Messenger RNA from Suillus subaureus, 543 nucleotides. RefSeq lists its product as uncharacterized. The record is from RefSeq and is a predicted model, not a curated record. Bases 1 to 543 code for a protein of 180 amino acids. The transcript has a single exon. NCBI's taxonomy places the organism in Eukaryota, Fungi, Basidiomycota, Agaricomycetes, Boletales, Suillaceae.
AUGAGACAACAGUCUGUAACUGCAAAUGGAGACAAACUAGAAGUGUUUGGAGAUUAUUUGGGCACCAGUUUGCAGGCAGAGGCUUGGUUCCAAGUGCUACCAACCAUGAAUAGAGCCACAUGGAUCGUGUUUGUCACAGUGUUUGAAGCAUGCUGGCCACCAGUUAAAAUUGUGGAGAAGACAAAAGCAGAAUAUGAGAAAGAGUUGUUAGAUCACAAGUUACAGCACAUGGAGGUCAGGAAGAAGACAACAUUGUAUGACUGCGAAUGCUGGAUGCACAUAGCAUGGGCCAUGAAGACAUUACAGCUGGCCACAAGUGUGGGGAUUGCACAGAGCACCUCGAUGAUCUGGCAAGUGCGCAGCACAUUGCCAGACAUAGUCAAGGACUUGCUUAAGGAUGAAGAAUACACGAAUUGGACAGAAUUCGCAAAGGCAGUCACAGAACUUAAAGGGAGCAGAUUAGUAGAGAAACAAGAACAACACAAUCAACAAACGCAAGAAUUAAAUGCCCUGAAAACAGACCUUGCAUGCAUUUGUCAAUGA